Messenger RNA from Drosophila serrata, 1432 nucleotides. Its product is annotated as protein crooked neck-like. Lineage: Eukaryota; Metazoa; Arthropoda; Insecta; Diptera; Drosophilidae. Gene Ontology annotation, cellular component: Prp19 complex; U2-type catalytic step 2 spliceosome; post-mRNA release spliceosomal complex. Gene Ontology annotation, biological process: mRNA splicing, via spliceosome; spliceosomal complex assembly. Gene Ontology annotation, molecular function: protein binding. The record is from RefSeq and is a predicted model, not a curated record.
UCCAAUUGCGCAAGUUCGAGCGCUGCCGGCUGCUGUACGAGCAGUUCCUGGAGUUCGGACCGGAGAACUGUAUCACAUGGAUGAAGUUCGCCGAGCUGGAGAACUUCCAGGACAACACGGAGCGGAGCAGCACCGCUGUGGCGGCGGCACUCUUUUCUUACGUGUGUAUACAUAAAAUUAACUAACUUUCAAUUUUACAGUCCCGUUCCUGAAAGAAACGGCUUAUUUUCAUAUAUCGAUAUAUACCGAUAACGACAGCACAAAAUCAAAAUACCUUUGUACGAUAACGGGCCUUAAGUGGUGAAACAUGAGCUGGCCAUACUACAAAACGCUUGAGAAAAAUAAGCUGGUCACACUACAAAAAAAGCUUUCAAUGUAAGGAUGGCAGACUAGCUUAUUUCAAGAUAGAUUUAAAGCUCUGCUACAACAUUGGUAAAAGGACAUCUCUAAUUUUCACCUCGUGCAGUAAAAUUAUUUUAUUUUAUAAUUAAUUAAGUAAGAAAAGAAAUACAGAAGCUAUGGAACGGCCCCAAAAGAUGGCCAAGGUGAACAACAUGGCGCCAGCGGAGGUGCAGAUAACGGCAAAGUAGCUGCUCCAUGAGGCCAAGAAACGGGACUUGGAGAUUCAGGACCAACAGCAGCAGCAAGUGACCGCCCAGCAAAAGCAGGCGGCGGCGCAGGCUCAGCAGCAACAGAGGGAACAGCAGCAGCAGCAGCAAGUGACCGCCCAGCAAAAGCAGGCGGCGGCGCAGGCUCAGCAUCAACAGAGGGAACAGCAGCAGCAGCAGCAACUGGUCAAAUCCCAGGCGCAGGCCCAACAGCAGCAGGCGCUUGCCAACGCCAUUCAACAGAUCCUACAGGUGGUCCCAAACACCUUCAUCACCUCGCAUCAGCAGGCUCAGGCGCAGCAGCAACAGCAACGGAGGCGCUGAGGCGCUUCGAGGAGGGCCAAAGCGCGCAUCAUGUACAAAUACGCGCUGGGCCACCUGCCCAAGGACCGAACCCAGGAGCUAUUUAAGGCCUACACCAUACACGACAAGAAGUACGGCAAUCGGAAUGGCAUCGAGGAGCUGAUACCGCACAUGCAGUUCACGUUCAGCAAGCUGUGGCUGCUCUACGCCCAGUUCAAGGUCCGCUACAAUGAGCUGCAGCGGGUUCGCAAGGCCCUUGGCCUGGCCAUCGGUAUGUGUCCGCGCGACAAGCUCGUUCUCGGCUACAUCGACCUGGAGAUCCAAUUGCGCGAGUUCGACAGCUGCCGGGUGCUGUACUAGUUCAUGGAGUUCGAACCAAAACACUAUCACAUGGAUGAAGUUCGCCCUACGGCUGGACUGCAGUCCUUCCGCUCGAACCAGAUCAUCCUGAGGGUCCAGCCAGACGGAGCCUCGGGCAUGUUUAUCCGGCAACCGGCUACGCAGACGCUGCAGACGCAGCA